Vanessa atalanta (red admiral) is the source of this 1709-nucleotide messenger RNA. Its product is annotated as cytochrome c oxidase assembly protein COX15 homolog. Gene Ontology annotation, biological process: heme A biosynthetic process. Gene Ontology annotation, molecular function: oxidoreductase activity, acting on NAD(P)H, heme protein as acceptor. The coding region runs from base 273 to 1559 and encodes 428 amino acids. The record is from RefSeq and is a predicted model, not a curated record. Gene Ontology annotation, cellular component: mitochondrial inner membrane. The transcript is spliced from 8 exons. NCBI's taxonomy places the organism in Eukaryota, Metazoa, Arthropoda, Insecta, Lepidoptera, Nymphalidae.
CGAAAGCGUGUCGCGUGCUAUUGGUGCGGACGAAGUCAACAUCUGACAUUACAGUUGCAUCAAGUUGCACAAAAAAAGCAAGAGAUAAGAAUACUUUAAAAAUUUUGCAAUAUUAAAAAUAUUUUAAUUAACUUUUAUUUGGGUGCAAACUUUUAAGAAAAAUACUUUUUUUUUAUUUGUGAGUGUACUGAAAUUAGUACCUAUAUGGUACGGUUCAACGUUAAAUACUUUUACAAUCAUUUCUGUGAACACCGACAAUAAUACAAGUGACAAUGUGGAUAACACAAGGAUGUCGUUGUAUUCAGUCAUUGAAAGUGGCUCCAAGUAAGCUGCUGGGAUCAAACACAAGUAUACACAGCCAUUUGGCCUCAAGGAAGUUAAUUACAUCAGCUAGAACCAUAAAAAAUAAUACAGGAUUUAAUAAAGGUUUUACUCUACGGGACUUGAUCAAAUCAAAUGGCAUUAUUGCAAGAUUCUGCUCUACAUCACCUAAGCCAAAACAGAGCAAGGCAGUUGGGUACUGGCUUCUUGGCUGCAGUGGAAUGGUGUUUACGGCUGUAGUGCUAGGUGGAGUGACACGUUUAACUGAGUCCGGUCUUUCAAUGGUGACAUGGAAGCUACUAGGAGAAAAGCUUCCUAGAAGUGAAGAAGAAUGGCAGACAGAAUUUGAGACAUAUAAGCAAUACCCUGAAUACAAAUACAAAAACAUGAACAUUACCCUCUCGGAGUUCAAGUGGAUCUGGUACAUGGAGUACGCGCACCGCACGUGGGGCCGCGCCAUCGGCGCCGCGGUGUUCCUGCCCGCCGCGUGGUUCUGGGCGCGCGGGUACCUGGACCGCGCCAUGAAGGUCCGCGUCGGGGCCUACUGCGUGCUCGUGGCCGCGCAAGGGCUAAUGGGCUGGUACAUGGUUAAAUCCGGUCUUGAAGACAGAUUCCAAGGCCCAUCAGAUGUUCCUAGAGUGUCCCAAUAUCGUCUGGCCGCUCAUCUCAGCUUGGCCUUCAUUCUGUACUCUGGCCUCGUCGCCGGAUCCCUGAGAAUGCUUCGUCCAUUCCCUUCGGGCUACACGAUUAAGAGAAUCAAGGAGUUGAAGAGUCUCACUGCGCUCGCGCACACAGUCAAAGCCAUGGUGUUCUUCACUGCCGUUUCGGGCGCGUUCGUGGCCGGGCUCGACGCGGGGCUCGUGUACAACUCGUUCCCGAAGAUGGGCGACGAGUGGAUCCCGAGCGACAUCCUGUCGUUCAGCCCGCGCGCGCGCAACGUGACGGAGAACCCCACGACGGUGCAGUUCGACCACCGCGUGCUCGGCACGGGCACGCUGCUGGCGGCCAGCGCCGCGGGGCUGCUCGCCGCGCGCCGCCCGCUGUCGCCCGCCGCGCGCCGCGUCGCGCUCGCCGUCGCCGCCGCCGCCUGGCUGCAGGUGGGCCUGGGUAUCACGACGCUGCUGACGUACGUGCCGACGCCGGUGGCCGCCAGCCACCAGGCGGGCUCGCUGGUGCUGCUGACGCUGGCCGUGUGGCUCACGCACGAGAUCAAGCUGCUCAAGUACAUCCCCAAGUGAGGAGGCACGUUGCGCACGUGGUCAAUGCGUUCAGUCGAACUGAAGUACUGUGAUUAUAUCAAUACGUGUAAAUAUCGUUGAAGUUCGGAGAACAGUAUUGCAGAUUGUAAUUUAUUUAUUCUAAGUAAUAAAUGUAGUUUAUUGUUUUGU